Sebastes umbrosus (honeycomb rockfish) is the source of this 3128-nucleotide messenger RNA. RefSeq names its product nuclear factor 7, brain-like. NCBI's taxonomy places the organism in Eukaryota, Metazoa, Chordata, Actinopteri, Perciformes, Sebastidae. The coding region runs from base 79 to 987 and encodes 302 amino acids. The transcript has 2 exons. The record is from RefSeq and is a predicted model, not a curated record. Gene Ontology annotation, molecular function: protein binding.
GAACAAGCAGUCGGUGACCUGCAGGACCAGCUGAAGUCUCUACAGGACAAGAGGGACAAAUACAAACAAGUGGACAAAAUGUACGAGGAAAUGGUUAAACACUCCAAGAAGCAGCUGUUGACCACAGAGAGGCAGAUCAGAUCAGAGUUCAACAAGCUCUACCAGUUCCUGAAAGAGGAAGAGGAGUCCAGACUGGCAGCUCUGAGGGAGGAAGAGGAGCAGAAGGGGAAGACUAUCAGCAGAGAGAUGAAGAGGAUUCAGGAGCACAUCUCCUCUCUGUCAGACAGUAUCGCUGCUGUUGAAGAAGACCUGCAGAAACACACUCAGACCAGAGUCCAGUGCUCACCGCCAGAUCCACAGCUGGUCUCAGGAGCGCUGAUAGACGUGGCCAAACACCUGGGCAACCUGUCCUUCAGAGUCUGGGAGAAGAUGAAGGACAUGGUCCGCUUCAGUCCUGUCAUUCUGGACCCAAACACUGCAUCCACCGAUCUUUAUCUGUCUGAUGAUCUGACCAGCGUGAGAAACGGAGACUCAAACCAGCAGCUUCCUGACAAUCCAGAGAGAAACACCGCGUUUGUCAAUGUCCUGGGCUCGGAGGGUAUCAGCUCGGGGACACACCGCUGGGAGGUGGAGGUGGGGGACCAUCCACACUGGAACGUGGGUUUGGCUAAAGAGUCGGUUGACAGGAAGGGGAAGGUAAAGCCUUCACCAGAUGAUGGAAUCUGGUGUGUAACACUUCUCAGUGGAAAUUACAUUGAUGUUGUUGGUGAGACAAUCAGAGUGAAGAAGAGUCUCCAGAGGAUCGGAGUCCAUCUGGACUACGACAGGGGAGAGGUGUCCUUCUACGACCCUGAAGACAUGACUCGCGUCUGCACUCACAGAGACAUUUUCAGUGAGAAACUCUUCCCGUGGUUCAGCAUCGGACCGGCUGGUGAUGCUCAAACCGCUGAUAUCAAAAUCUGUCAAACUGUUCGGGGAGGUUGGUGAUUUAUUGUUAUAUUAAUAAUGGUGGUGAUUUUUUGUCAGUUACAGACAAUUCCAGUUAAAGGUACAGUGUGUAGGAUUUGGCGACAUCUAGUGGUGUGGUUUCAGAUUGCAACCGACUGAUUACCACUCCGCUGGUAACGCUGUUCAGCUCGAUCAGAGACCAUGCUUACCAUCUUCCCUAAACCUAACUAUAGUGGUUCUGUUGCCUAUAAUCCUAACUGACAUUAAGGGUAACUAUAAAAAUAAAGUGGCGUGACAAAGCGGAGUUGGGAUGAGAAGGUGUUGAUGAUUCAGGUGAUUAUACACUAAUGAAAACAUGCUUAUGAAUAUUAUAUUCCAUGUCUGCUAAGAGAUCUCCCUUAAUCCUACACACUGUUCCUUUAAUUCUUUAUAGGUGAGAAUCGUGUUAUUUCAAAGUAUACAAAGAAAAUGUAGAGAUGCAGGUUAAAGAAUAAAAUGAUUUUGAUCUCUUUCAGCAAAUUACAUGAUGGAACAAAUUACUUAGUUGUUGUAAAAUAUAUUUCCACAGCACAGAAUGAGAAACUAAAGCAUACAUGUUGGCAGAAUUAGUGUGUGAAGCAUUCUUGCCAAAAUGCUGUUUGUGGUGUAAAUAUGCUGCAAAAACUGGGACGAGUAGAUUAUCUAAUUUUCUUUUUUCUUUUAUCGUCUGAUUUUUUUUUUAUUUUCAAAGGAUGAGAAACAACCUUUUGUUUGCAUUAAAAAAACUGUAAUUUUAAAUCAUGUAAGCACAGAAUGCCUGAUCUUUCCAAUUACUUCAUUGUGUUUUAACUGGUUAUUUACGUAAAUAAAUGGUUCAGUUCCUUCAGUUGUUUUAUGUGCAAACAAAGCAGUUUAGCUGUGAUGUUCAACAAUGAUUUAUGCUUUGCAGAAUUACAUUAUACUUGUUUUAUAUCAUUUUGAACAAACGUUUUCAGAGUGAGCAUACUAAAUAUACAGUUGAUGGUGUUGAUGUACACGUACAAUUUAAUUGUUUAGUUCCACAAGAUGGAGACAAAGUACACAUUUGAUUUGUUAUCCUAUUUUGUAUUGCAUUUGUUAAUAUAAUGAUAAUAGACUCAAGUCCUCCUGUGACAAGGACAAAUAAGAUAAAAAUGAUGAGUGAGUGAAUGAAUGAGUAAAUAAAUGAGAACAUAUGAAGAGAAAAACACAGCAAGCUGUAAAAUACUAUAAAGGUCAAAUGAGGGUUGAAUUAAAAACUCACCAUGUGAUUUUACUUUAAUUGAAUGCCAAACUUUUAUUUGAACUGUAUGUGAUAAACACAGUCAAUACUGAGGUGUUUGCGGAUCAUGUUUCCUGUUACAAGUUCAUGUUGGCUGGAAAAUACAAAAUGUUAUAAACUGGUUUAGUGUCAGCCUGUUGAAAUCAGUCCUCAAUGGAGGGGUAAAGAAAAAACAUCUCCUUUGUUCAAGUUUAUUGUGUUUUUAUGAGCUGUAGGAAUACAUUUCUUUAAGAAACAAAAGAGAUGUUGCAUGUUCUUUUUAUUUUAUUUGCCUACGGAUAUGCUGACACCAUCUGCUGGUGACAUAGCACACUGAAACUGAAAGUAGAUUUUGAACAGAGCUGAGAGUCAUCACAGGGUGUGGGAUCUCUUGCUGGAAAAUACAUGUUUGGAUUAUUUGAAGCAAUCAAGAGAAGGGACAGUAACUCGGUGAGUCUUGCUAUUGAAAGAUAAUUUAAACACCGACACAAAUGGCUGAGCUAACCUCUCAUUGUGAAAGUCCCCUGAGCUGCCACGUGUGUUCAGAGACGGUCAGAGAUCCUGUGUCUCUGGGCUGCCACCACAGCUUCUGUUCAAGCUGCCUGAAGACAUUCUGUCCCAUUUGUAAAAGAAAAGCCUCAAAAGAAGAUCUUGGGGUGAACUUUGGACUGGAGGAACUGGCUGACUCCUUUGCUGGGGGACAGAAAGCUGGAUCACCUGAGACAGAAAAAGGAGGGAAGAAGGUGGAGGAGGUGUGUCGUAAACAUCAAGAAGUGACUAACUGUUCUGUGAGGAUGAAGAUGGAGCUGUGUGUCCUGUCUGUGAAUUUUCUCUCCAGACUCAAAAGGUGUUUCCCAUCGAACAAGCAGCCAUUGACCUAGAGGACCAGCUGAAGUCUCCACAGGACAAGAGGGACAAAUAC